This is a messenger RNA of Dendroctonus ponderosae (mountain pine beetle), 4396 nucleotides long. Its product is annotated as zinc finger CCCH-type with G patch domain-containing protein. Gene Ontology annotation, biological process: regulation of transcription by RNA polymerase II; negative regulation of DNA-templated transcription. The coding region runs from base 345 to 1892 and encodes 515 amino acids. Gene Ontology annotation, cellular component: nucleus. The record is from RefSeq and is a predicted model, not a curated record. Gene Ontology annotation, molecular function: metal ion binding; RNA polymerase II cis-regulatory region sequence-specific DNA binding; DNA-binding transcription factor activity, RNA polymerase II-specific. NCBI's taxonomy places the organism in Eukaryota, Metazoa, Arthropoda, Insecta, Coleoptera, Curculionidae. The transcript has 13 exons.
ACUUUUUGAUCAACUUUGACACUUGUCAGCUGACAAACUCGCAAGAGUGACACAACCUAACCUACAUGCGAUAUAUUCAACAAAUGCACUAAAAAAUGGAAUUUAAAAUGGUUUUGCCUUUAAUCUGUAGUGUUUAGCAUAUAAAAUUUGAAUUAUUACUCCACUUUCCCGGCCCUUCAUUUUGUAUUUUGCUAUUUGCCAAAUUUUUUCUCCUCCAAAGUGAAGUGAAUCGCUGCAAAUUUCACACCAUACGACAUAACCUACUUAUUUUGACAAUAAAUAAAUUUCAAAAAUAAACUUUAUAUUUACAAAUUAAGGAUGUUUAAUUAAUUAAUUAACAAACAAUGGACACACAUGAAGAAUAUUAUCAGCAACUGCAAGUAAUCAAUCAGUUAUUGGAACAAACUCCGGAAGGUCAGGAGAAAAAUGAACUCAAAGGAUUAAAGGAAAACAUAGAGGAACUUCUGGCUUUAACAAACCCAUCACCUUCUACUGACGAUGAACAGAAUAAUGCUGUUCAGCAAGAUAGAGAGGCUGAGAGCAUUCCAACGAAUGAGGCUCUUGAUGAUGAAUAUGCACGGUUUAUGGCUGAAGUAUCUGAAGAAGGGAGAGUUGAUAUAUCCAACGCAACUGAAGACUCUCAAGUUUUAGAAACCACCAAUCCAAAUCAUAACAAUAAUUAUUUUAAAGACCUCGAAGGCAAGAAAUUUAGAGCUCCGCACCAUCAUCAUUGGGGACAGUUAACUUAUCAUAAUGCCAUGGUUUGUUCAGUCCCAGAUGAAAUUUCGAAUCCUGAUGAUUUACAGGUGAAAGUGUUGUUCUUAAACCCGACCCACACAGAAAUGUUACCCUGUCCGUAUUAUUUCGACUGUGAAAAAGAUUGUCGUUUCAGUGAUGAGCAAUGCAGAUUUUCACAUGGAGAGCUCGUUGCGUAUUCAAGCUUACAAGACUAUAUUGAACCAAAAUUUGAACACUUAAUCGUUGGAAGCGCCAUUCUGGCUAAACAGGCUGAUGAUCUGUGGUACAGAGCUAAAAUUACAAAGAUUUUAGAAGAAAAAUGUUUAGUUAGAUUUGAUUCAAAGAGUGUAAAUAACGAUGCAUCUGAGGAAAUUGCAUUCAAGCAUAUUCUCCCACUGGAAAACUAUGAAAAUGGCGACAGUGAUGAUGUGAUCGAAGAGAGUGAAGAUGAAGAGAAUUUGUUUGAAAAGGCUCAAACGCGCCAACAAAUAAUUGAUAGAAGUUUAAUGCAAACCCCAGGGCCAGCUCGAUUAGGUGAUUGGGAAAAAUAUACUAAGGGCAUUGGAUCCAGGCUGAUGCAAAAAAUGGGGUACAUAGUGGGUACGGGAUUGGGAAAGGAAGCAGAGGGAAUUGUAAACCCCGUUUCAAUCGUAAUAUUGCCUCAAGGAAAAUCACUUGAUUUCUGUAUGAACUUAAAAGAGGAGCGAAACAAUCCAGAAUUGUUUCAUGCCGAUCAGCAACGUGUGAAAUCGAGGAAGUUCGGCCAAAAUUCAGGUCGCCGACGAGUGAAAGCUAAAAUAAAUCCAGAAUUAUUGGAGCUAGAAGGUUAUAUUGAAUGGCAUUUUCAAAGUGGAAAGAAGGUUAUUGAAGAGAAGGAAAGUUCAGUGUUAAGGGAUAAAUUGAAAACUGCUUUGGACAAAGCAGUCAACGUUGCAAGUUUUAUGUUGGAUGAACGGAUAAAAACGAUCACAUUUGAUCUGGAAGAGUUGAAAAUUCAAAUACGGCAGUUGGAAGAUAAACAUCAAGAACCCAAAUCUCUGUAUAAAAAGUUGUCAGGCAAGGAAACCGAUUUGAAGCGGCUGAAUAUUUUUAGAAGAUUAGUUCAAAGUGAACUGGACAGACGAAAGAACAAUAAAGAAAUGGCCGUAUUUUAAGUAGAUAAUUGAAAAUAUCUGUAUCCUUUUACUGGAUCAUUCCCAACAAUUCUUAAAAAUCGUAGCAGUUGUUAGUACCUAAAAUAAUCGGUUCGUAAUUUAGUAAAUAAGUAAAUCAAUGUUCCUUUUUUGGUAUUCUGUUUUCUAAUGACGCUGUUAAAAUUACGAUAAUAUUAAAUAAACUUUUGGUAACUAUCUUUGCUUAAACAGAACGGGUGAGUCCAUAUAGAAUUAAUGGUCAAAAUCUGUAAUUGCUAUUCGGAAUAAUCACUUGUUCUCAAUAGCUGUGAAGACCUAAUGGGCUGAAUUGGUUGAUUGAUUGUAUGAUUUGUUUUUUAUACAAAUUUUGCAAACGUAGGGCGCAUUUAAAAAUAAAAUGCAGACAGAUUUUACACAAAGAACCGAAUAAAAAAUAUAUAUAUUUUGUUAUUAUAUAUAUAAAUUGUGAGUCAAAGAAUCAGGCAAUUUUCCAGAAUUUUUCAAAACCGCGUUCGGUUUUUGUGGCUGUUUUUGUUUAGGUUUCGCAGGUCAAAGUUUAGCAUUUAUUUUCUCUGUAACUUGCAAAGUAAGAAAGCCAUUUUUCGAUGCAUCUUGUAGAGCAACGUUUGUUCUAUAGUAGAAGAAAGUUUCGAUUUUCAGUCAUCAUCAGUCAAUUUUUGACACGUUUUGGUUUACGUUUGGUUUACUAGGUUUUUUUGCAAGCCGGGGUGUCGUAUUUAUUCAUUCAGGAACUAACAAAGUGAAAGCGUAGAUUUUGUAUGUAUUUUGCAGAGCAAAGUAUGUUCUACAAGUGCCAAAUAKUUCGAUUCUUAGCCAUCGUCAAGCAAUUUUCAAGAAUUUUUUGAACUUGCCACUGAUUUUUGUCGUGGUUUUUGCAGGCCGAAGUUUUUGUUUUCGCCUUYAUUUUCUCUAUAAUUUGCAACGGGAGACAGUGAAUUUUGGGUGAAUUUUUAAGGGCAAAUUCGCAUAAAUAAGUGAAGGAAGUUUGGAUUUUCAGUCAUAAUCAGGCAAUUUUUGACAAUUUUCCGAAAUUGCGUUUAGUGUACGAAGUUGGUUUUGCAGGCCGGAUGUUGGCAUUUAUUUAUUUAUUUUUAUUUUAUUCAUUCAUUCAAGAACUAACUUCKUGAGAGAGUCGGUUUUGCACGCAAUUUGUAGGCCAACAUUUUUUCUACAAGGAUUAAAAUCUUCGAUUUUCUGUGAUCAUGCGAUAAUGUUGAAUACUUUUUCAAMUAUGGAUGUAGUUUUCGCGUAUAUUUCUGAUGAAAUAUACCUGAUGCUCGCAGUUUGGGAWUUAUUUCCCCAGUAAUUUACGAAGCUAAAAAAUCACUUUUGAAUCACAUUUAUAGGGUAAAGUCGGCUCUUUAAGUAAGAAAUAGGUUUUGUAUUUCGAACKUGUUUACACAUGCCGUAGUUYGACAGAUAUUUAGUCGAAAACUUUUGUAUGUAUUUUGUUGAGCAAAGUCUGUUAAAAAUGGCAAAAGUUUCCUUAAGGCAUCAUUAAGUCAUAUUCAAAUUAUUUUUUUAAAUUGCGAUAUAAUUUUGUGGCUUUUAGGCAGUCGAAAGUUAGUUAAAUAGACAAAAAAAUCCACUGAUAAAUAUUUUUGCCCCGAAGUUUUUCCAGAUAGGUACAUAAUAAUAGCAAAAAAAUUAAUUAAAAAAUUAUGAAUAAGUGAUAAAUGCCUACACGUAAAUAAUUUUACCCGUUCAAACGGUGACAAUGACUUCAGAACAUUACUUGUGGGCCUAGGUAACAUUUUUCUUGUCAUUUAAAAUUAUUACUUUGAUGUGUUAAAAUAUCCGCUUUAUUAGUUCCAAAUUGAAUUCGGUGAUAACGAAACUCAAAGAAAAAAUGUCGAAGGCAGAACGAGUUGCGAUGGGCGACUAUUGGACCAGUACAAUUGAAAAAGAAGGUGCUCUUAGAUCGUUAUGGUUUAGAAAAAAUGAGGAAAGAUUAAACGAAAUAGCGAACAAAAUUCCAUCUAGAAAAGUUAAUGAAGACAUUAAAGAAAAAAUAAAGCAGGAGCGAAUUGCAACUUUCCAAAACAUCAAAAAAUUUCCUAGGAUUAAAACUGAAGAAGUGGUGCCCGUUUUUGAAGGAAACCUUCAAGACAUUAUGAAGCCCGUAGAUCCUGCAGUUAAGAAGUUGAUUUAUACAGGGAGCAAUCAAGAUGGUCGCGUCAAUUAUUUGCAUCAAAGAGUUAAAUUGUUACCGGAAGACAGGUACUAUUUUCCAGAGUGCAAUAGUUGGGAGUAUGGCUGGAAAAUGUGGGAUGAUGUGAAAAACAUUAAGAAAACUGGUUUUGGCCGACAACAAAUAAUUAAAGACUCGUUUUACAGAAGAAAAGGCGUGGAAAGGGACCCUGAUUGGUAUAAGGAGCCGGCUCAUAUCAGCCCGACUUUUUGCAAUACUUGCCACUGAUCUGGUUUGUCGCAAAUAGAGGAAAACACAUCCUAACAUUCAACAGUAAAACAUUAUUAUGAUUAAUAUAAAUACGCGUUGAACA